AUGGCCUUCCAAAAGACCGUCAAGAGCUCUCCCUACUACAGCAGAUUCCAAGUGAAAUACAAGAGACGCCGGGCUGGAAAGACCGAUUACUAUGCGCGAAAGCGAUUGAUUGCCCAGGCAAAGAACAAGUACAACGCUCCGAAGUACCGACUCGUCGUUCGCUUCACCAACCGAGACAUCAUCACUCAAUUGGUCACCGCCGAGCUGACUGGCGACAAAGUCUUCUGCGCUGCUUACUCUCAUGAACUCAAGAGAUAUGGAGUUGAGAACGGUCUGACCAACUGGGCUGCUGCCUAUGCGACCGGCCUCCUUCUCGCUCGCCGUGCGCUCAAGAAGCUCGACCUUGACGAGGCGUUCACCGGUGUCGAGGAAGUAGAUGGUGAAUACAAGCUCACCGAGGCUGCUGAGGUGGAUGGUGAAGAACGCCGCCCAUUCAAGUGCUUUCUUGACGUUGGUCUUCACCGAACCUCAACUGGUGCUCGUGUCUUCGGCGCCAUGAAGGGAGCCUCCGAUGGUGGUCUCUUCAUCCCUCACAACGAGAAGCGUUUCCCUGGCUACGACCCGGAAGGCAAGGAGCUUGAUGCCGAUACCCUGCGCCGAUACAUCUUUGGUGGUCACGUUGCUGAGUACAUGGAGACUCUAGCAGACGAUGAUGAGGAGCGCUACAAGUCGCAAUUCAGCAAAUACAUUGACAACGAAGUCGAGGCUGAUGGUCUUGAGGAGUUGUAUACUGAAGCGCAUGCUGCCAUCCGAGAGGACCCAUUCAAAAAGGACGAAGAUGAGGGUGAGAAGAAGGACAAGGAAUACUGGAAGGCUGAGGGCAAGAAGCACAAGACCCCCAAGAUGACCAAGGAGGAGAAGGAUGCCAGAAUCAAGGAGAAGAUUGCUGCUCUCACUUCCUAA
Molecule: messenger RNA, 903 nt
Organism: Exophiala viscosa
Lineage: Eukaryota; Fungi; Ascomycota; Eurotiomycetes; Chaetothyriales; Herpotrichiellaceae
Product: 60S ribosomal protein L5
Exons: 3
Coding region: 1-903 (300 amino acids)
Biological process (GO): translation; ribosomal large subunit assembly
Cellular component (GO): cytosolic large ribosomal subunit; ribosome
Molecular function (GO): 5S rRNA binding; structural constituent of ribosome
Source: RefSeq, a predicted model, not a curated record